GCAGCCUAAAUUGGACUCAGCAGUUCAGUGGCAUGUGCCCAACAUAAGUGUCAUCCAGCACCUAAUCUUUUCUGCACAAAGCAACAUGUAAAAACCAAUUUGUAUGCUGCUAAUCUGCACUCAAUUUUAUUGGAGACAGUUCCAAGGAGCUCAGGUAUCUUCCUAGGUAUUUUAUCCUAGAUGCCAAAUAAGAAUGCUCAUCUUUUUUAAAAAAAUUGUACCAACAUAUCAAGGCAUGCAAUAGCCAAAAAGCCGGAGCAAAGAAUUAAUAUUGCAUGGACUGGAAAAGGAAUUGCUGCUCAGUGAAUGGAUAAUUCUGUUUGCCUUCUCUGCUACAAGCACCAUAGGAAGAUUUAACAAACUUCACUUGCCUUGAUGAAAGAAGUUAAUCUUAUGCUGCUUUCGUUUACUUCAGUGUCUGGAUUUGGGGUGUGUUUCCUAAAAAAUGGUGUUGUUUUCCCAAGAGAACUAAGUGUGGAAUUAAAUUCCAAAACAUGCCCUUUUAUGAUCUGUCAAGGUGGAGGGACUAUAUCUUUUCCUUUAGGACACCAAGCACUACUGCAGAAGAUGAAAAUGAAGGCAGCACUAAGAAAACGCAAUCAUUUUUUAAGAUUCCCCCAUUCCUUUCAGCUCUCCUGCCAACUUUCCCUCUUUUUUCCAGGCCGUUCUUUCAGCCACAAUCCCAACAUCCUUUCCUUUUUCCACCUUUUCCAGCUGUGCCCUUCGAUAAUGUCUCACCCUUCCUAAAAGGGACUCUGCUCUGGAAGGAAGCAGCAGCUCUGGGGCCACUGGACACCUUGCUAGGAGGCCUCUUAAUAGAGCUGGCCUCACACAGCUGCAUCUCCUUGGAGACCCUCAGGUGCCCUAAAUGUAAACCAGCAGCAUUCAAGAAACACAGGACUUUCUCCAAGUCACCCAGUGAUCCCAUGGGAUCAGAACGGAUGGAGAUGCGGAAGCGGCAAAUGUCUGUGGCCCAGGAGACAACAAGCUCCAUGCAGGGGCAGCCUGAUGAAGGAAACCGAGGUUCCAAUGCCUGCUGCUUCUGUUGGUGCUGCUGUUGCAGUUGCUCUUGUCUUACCGUUAGGAAUCAAGAUGAGAGAACAAGAGCGGCAUCCCAUGAACUUAGAACACACUCCAUUCCAAGUUGUGAAGAAAGCUCAACUCCUACUCUGGAAGAUGUCAACGCCUGGGGUCAAUCAUUUGACAAGUUAAUGAGGACACCAGCAGGAAGAAAUGCUUUCAGGGAGUUCCUCCGAACAGAAUUCAGUGAGGAAAAUAUGCUUUUCUGGAUGGCCUGUGAGGAACUAAAGCGAGAAUCCAACAAAAAAAGAAUUGAAGAGAAAGCAAGGCUAAUAUAUGAAGACUAUAUUUCUAUCCUUUCUCCAAGAGAGGUAAGCCUGGACUCCAGGGUAAGAGAAGUUAUCAACCGGAAUAUGCUAGAACCAUCACAACAUACUUUUGAUGAUGCUCAACUCCAGAUUUACACUUUAAUGCACAGAGACUCCUACCCACGGUUUAUGAACUCUGCUGUUUACAAGGACUUGGUUCAGUCAGUCUCUGAGAAAUCUGCUGAAGCAUAGAAAUUAGUGUGCUUGAAACACAGGUGAUACUCUGGACUAUCAUCCCCGAACAUAAAAUUUAGAAUUGAUGAGUUCAUUACUUGAAAAUAACUCUAAAUGUUCUAAAUAUGGAAGUUUCCAGAACCUCUAGCUAUUUGCAGCGUCUUGUCAAGUGAGAGCCAGUGGCAGAGAAUAAAGGAAUCAUGCAUACUUUAAAAAUAUACUCAAGAAUAGUUUUAAGAUCAGUAAAAACUAUAAGAAAAUAGGCUUGUCAGUAAUUAUAGAGCCAUUUUCUCAUCACUCAGCAUUUAAACUACAUGUUGUACAUCCACUGUGAGGAUACAGAACAGUUGGGAUCAGGUUUACAUAUAGAUUCACCUUUAACUAUACUAUCUACUCCAUGUCUGAGUUAGAAGGGAGUUCUCUGUAUUCAAACCAUCAGAAAUUAUUUGAUAUGGCUGAUGUCACAACAAAUAUACGCAAGUGCAGAAUAUUCAAAGGGUACUGGACAUGUUCCUUAAACUGUAAUCUUUCUCCCCACCUGGCAUUCAUAACCAACUUCACAGAUUGAGCCUUAGUGAUUAUAGUCAGUGAGACUUGGUCUUAAAUGUACAGUGAAUCACACACCUACUUGGACAUGAGCAAAAUGUUAAAUGUCAGCAAGGCGAAGAAAACAAUUUUUUUUUCAAAUAAACAGGUGAAAGGCACUGGUUGUUAUGAAUAAUGCUGCUUGUAAAGUGUAUUAAAAUACCAGGAGGUAUUUUAAAAGUA
Molecule: messenger RNA, 2330 nt
Organism: Sphaerodactylus townsendi
Lineage: Eukaryota; Metazoa; Chordata; Lepidosauria; Squamata; Sphaerodactylidae
Gene: RGS20
Product: regulator of G protein signaling 20
Exons: 6
Coding region: 495-1580 (361 amino acids)
Source: RefSeq, a predicted model, not a curated record